CGAAACCGAUAACCCGAGGAACACUGGAAUCGGAAUGGACAAGUGGAUGGUGUUCCCAAGUGUGUUUGUUUUAUGUUGGCAGUUCCGUAAUUAUUAUUAUUACUAUUAUUUAUUGCAACGAAGUUUAGUUUUUAACACCUUAAUGUAUAGUUUCGCCCAGCGCGUAGCGAUGGAGUGAUAUGUAUAUGAACGAACAUAUAUGUGCGCGUACCUAAUCGCUAAGAUAAUUCUAUGUAGUUUGUCAUUUGUAUACAAUAAGUGCCUUUUAUAUGUUAACGACGAUGUCAGCCAGCAGCAAUACAAACAGCCUGAUCGAGAAGGAGAUUGACGACGAGGACAUGUUGUCGCCGAUCAAGUCUAACAAUCUGGUGGUGCGGGUCAACCAGGACACGGACGACAAUCUGCAGGCGCUGUUCGACUCCGUCCUGAAUCCCGGAGACGCCAAGCGCCCGCUCCAGGUGCCCCUGCGCAUGCGGAAGCUGCCCAACUCCUUCUUUACGCCCCCGGCGCCCUCGCACUCGCGAGCUAAUAGCGCCGACUCCACCUACGACGCGGGCUCCCAGUCGAACAUCAGUGGCAAGGCCGUCCAGCAAACAGGAGGUCCCGAUGGUCAGUCGCCCAUCGCCGCCAUCCCCCAGCUCCAGAUCCAGCCGUCAGCGCAGCACAGUCGCCUGGCGAUACAUCACUCCCGUGCCCGCAGCAGCCCUGCUUCGCUGCAGCAAAACUACAAUGUGCGCGCCGCCCGGAGCGACGCUGCCAACAAUCCGAACGCCAAUCCGAGCAGCCAACAGCCGACCGCUGGGCCCACUUUCCCAGAGAACAGUGCCCAAGAGUUCCCAAGCGGCGCCCCGGCCAGCUCUAUUGAUCUGGACGCCAUGAACACCUGCAUGUCGCAAGACAUGCCCAUGUCUAUGCAAACAGUGCACAAGAAGCAGCGCUCCUACGACGUGAUAAGCCCCAUUCAGUUGCAGCGUCAACUGGGCGCCUUGCCACCGGGUUGGGAGCAGGCCAAGACCAACGAUGGCCAGAUCUAUUACUUGAACCAUACUACAAAAUCUACGCAGUGGGAGGAUCCAAGAAUUCAGUUUCGCCAACAACAGCAAAUCUUAAUGGCUGAGCGAAUAAAGCAAAAUGAUGUUUUGCAAACUACAAAACAAACUACCACAUCGACCAUUGCUAACAAUUUGGGUCCACUGCCGGAUGGUUGGGAGCAGGCAGUUACCGAGUCCGGAGAUCUUUACUUUAUAAAUCACAUUGAUCGAACGACUUCAUGGAAUGACCCCAGAAUGCAAUCUGGGCUUAGCGUACUCGACUGCCCAGAUAACUUAGUGUCUUCCCUUCAGAUUGAGGAUAAUCUUUGCAGUAACUUGUUUAAUGACGCACAGGCCAUUGUAAAUCCGCCGUCUUCCCAUAAACCUGACGAUUUGGAAUGGUAUAAAAUUAAUUAAUUCAAAUGUAUACAUCUGUAUUAGACCUAAAAGUUUUAUAUUUUGUAUUAUUCUAAAUUAAAUAUUUUUCAAAUUUUAUAGUA
Messenger RNA from Drosophila ficusphila, 1531 nucleotides. It is a transcript of the gene yki, whose product is annotated as transcriptional coactivator yorkie. Gene Ontology annotation, cellular component: nucleus; cytoplasm. NCBI's taxonomy places the organism in Eukaryota, Metazoa, Arthropoda, Insecta, Diptera, Drosophilidae. The record is from RefSeq and is a predicted model, not a curated record. Gene Ontology annotation, molecular function: protein binding; transcription coactivator activity. The coding region runs from base 270 to 1448 and encodes 392 amino acids. The transcript has 5 exons. Gene Ontology annotation, biological process: positive regulation of transcription by RNA polymerase II; hippo signaling.